This is a messenger RNA of Symbiodinium sp. CCMP2456, 1752 nucleotides long. The record is from the annotation of a GenBank genome assembly. Lineage: Eukaryota; Dinophyceae; Suessiales; Symbiodiniaceae.
AUGAUGCCUAUGAGCGACGGUAUGUCCGACACGACCCGGGCAAUUUAUCGGAGGAGCCCUCUCCAUUUGACAAAGGGCUCCUGGCUUGAUGUGCCAGAGAGUGUGUCAGUUACGUCAGCUGCUCAACGAGCUGACAUCAACCGUGCUGUGCAUCUUAUCAAGGGAAAGGUGUUUGACGCACCUCGAGGUGCCAGUCGGUCCUGCAGCGAUUUCUCUUUGAGGUGGCAGGACAGUUCAGACCUCGGCCUCCCUCCGAGUUCCGGUAGCCAAGUCGAAGCUGGCGCCUCAGAUCUGAGCGUCGGUCGCAGUGCCGUCUGCCUGGCACGAGCCCUGUCGUGGCCAUUCUCCUCCCACCUUUUUGAAGCAGGGCUCAGCCAGCAGCCAGACGCGAUGGCGCUGCAAGCGAUUGCUGGGACCGCCAGGCCCAGCCGGCUCUUGGAGUCGCAUCAGGGCUCCCGCUCCGCCCGGGCCCAGGUUCACCGACCUCCAAGCACCGCAACUGUGGCGGCCGUGACGGCCACUAGACGCUACGUUGUCGCUGCAUCUGCCGGCCUGGCCAUGUCUCGGAGACGCUUAGAAAACUCGAGAUCCACCGUUGCUCGACGAGCCCAGGAGCUAAGAAGGGACGGCUCGCCAAACCGAGAAGUGCUCCUCGAGGACAUCCUGACCUUCAGCAGCAUCUUCAUGGUUGUUUGGGUCUUCGUUUUCCCUGGGAGCGCAUGGGUGGGGUCGUCCGCCCAGUACGACGGAUGGCUGCGAAACAUCUUCGAAAUGUUCUUCUCUGACUUGGGUCCUUCAUCUCUGCUCCUGAAGUACAACCGCUUUGGCUCGCUUCUCGAAUGGAUGCAUGCGGUGCCCGGGGCGGUUUGGUGUCUCCUAGCCCCUCUGCAACUGGUGCCGGAGUGCCGGGCUUGGCUAGGCGAGAAGCACGAAGAUGCUGGCAGGCUCAUGUUGAGUGCAGCUGCCGUUCUCAUGGUGGGCUUCUUGCUGAUUGAUGCCAACCACCUGACAGCUGACAGAGUGGACUUUGCCACGGGCGGAAGUCUUGCCGAUGCAGCAGAUGCUUGGAGCACGAGUGUUGCCGCUUGGCUGCCUCCCUUUAAUCAGGGGGGCAUGUAUGUCAUUGCAGCGUGGUUUGUGUACACCGGCAUUCAGACCUUCCGAACUGGCACUGCCCAUGCAGCUGAUCACGGAAGCUGGGCAUUAAGGCACGCUGCCGCGGGCCUGUGGGUAGCAGCCCAGCGGCCAAUGUUUGCCGCCGUGCGCGUGGCGCAGGGCUUGCUGGGCUUUGGUGGAUCCUUAGCGGAGGCCGAUGCCUUCUACUGCUCGGCGUAUGUGGUCACGGCCGCUUACAUUGCCUUUGCAGAGGUUGCCAUCCGUGGCAGAACGAAUUCGACUGCUGCAGCGCGCUCCGAAAGAGAAAAUGAUGUGACAAGACUCGUCAUGCUAGUUUGGACAACGGCCGGUCGCGACUGCGUCCGGGAAAGCCUUUCAAGCGCAGAGGGGGGUGGGAAGAUGUCUCGGAGGCGCUUCAGCCGAAAUGGAGCUUCGAGUUUGGUGCUCAGCACAACUGAAAGGAUGGACAUGGCUCAGCGACUCAGCUUCCGAAAGGAAGGGCUCCUCGGACGAUCCUGUGCUGGAAAGCCGCCAUCCAUGCCUGCUUCGCACGGAGAUGUCCCGGACGACCUCCAGGUCGGACGCAACGAAGUUCUCUGCUCCGUGGACUGGAUAUAUGUCAGGUGCAGCUGCUGA